UCGCAAUCCGUCAUUUUCGCACCGAAUUACAUAAAAGUGUAGUGGCAGCGCUGAAAAACACUUCAUAUCCAGAGAAAAUUAUACUCGAUUUUCCGGAUUUAUCUCCGCCCGAACGAUGGCAUCGUUACUCCGUUCGAUUUCCGCCGUUGCCCGUAGCGGUGUCCUGAGCGGAAAUGUUCUGACUCGCUCGGCCGCCGUCGUCCCAUCAUCUAUCGUGCGAUUCAAGUCGGAAGCUGCUGCCGAAUCCCGACCAACCGUCCGCAAACCGGAUACGGUAGCCCGUGCCGAUCUGGCCGACUUCGGCAAGUAUGUUGCCGAAUGUCUGCCCAAAUACGUGCAGAAGGUGCAGUUGACUGCCGGUGACGAGCUGGAAGUGCUGAUCGCUCCGGAGGGUGUUGUACCGGUGCUUCAAUUCCUGAAGGAUCACCACCAGGCACAGUUCGCAAACCUCGUCGACAUUGGUGGCAUGGACGUCCCCAGCCGUCAGUAUCGCUUCGAGGUGAUUUACAACAUUCUUUCGCUUCGCUUCAACUCCCGCAUCCGCGUCAAAACCUACACGGACGAGUUGACGCCGAUUGACUCGUGCAAUGAGGUGUUCAAAGCUGCCAAUUGGUACGAACGCGAAAUCUGGGACAUGUACGGUGUGUUCUUUGCUAACCAUCCCGAUUUGCGCCGGAUUCUGACCGAUUAUGGUUUCGAGGGACACCCGCAGCGUCGUGACUUCCCACUGAGCGGUUACGUCGAGCUGCGGUACGACGACGAGAAGAAACGUGUCGUUUGCGAACCGCUCGAGUUGGCGCAGGAGUUCCGCAAGUUUGACCUCUCGGCACCGUGGGAGCAGUUCCCGAACUUCCGCGAUGCUAAUCCGGCCACCGAAGAGGUGCCAACCAAGCCGGAGGAGACGAAGUAAGCGAUCUAGGGGGUCUUUGUAUGUAUAUGCAAUUUUCGAUGAUAUGAUAAAUGUAGACGUUGAUUGAACGAA
Messenger RNA from Ochlerotatus camptorhynchus, 982 nucleotides. It is a transcript of the gene ND-30, whose product is annotated as NADH:ubiquinone oxidoreductase core subunit S3. The record is from RefSeq and is a predicted model, not a curated record. The coding region runs from base 116 to 910 and encodes 264 amino acids. Lineage: Eukaryota; Metazoa; Arthropoda; Insecta; Diptera; Culicidae. Gene Ontology annotation, molecular function: NADH dehydrogenase (ubiquinone) activity. The transcript has 3 exons.